Molecule: messenger RNA, 957 nt
Organism: Symbiodinium sp. CCMP2592
Lineage: Eukaryota; Dinophyceae; Suessiales; Symbiodiniaceae
Source: the annotation of a GenBank genome assembly
AUGGAGCCCUUCGAUGACACCUUCCCGGCCUUCGGUGGCGUCGAUGACAACCGCGACAAAGCCCCUGUGUUCCAGGUCCGAGUGUCUACCAUGGCUUCGCUUCUUGGCACUUUGACUGCUUACGGCGAGUGGAGGCCUCGUGACUUGAAGCAAGCGGUCGAAGCCAACUGGAAGUGGUCAGAACAUAGGCAGCGGCUCUUCUUCGGGGAGCUUGAGCUGUGUGAUGUCCUUCUCCAGGCCAACCGGCACCCUGACAGGUCUUACUCUGAGAAGCUAUGGGACCUGCUCGAUCAUCCUCGUGAUGGUGAUGUCGUCCAUCUUAACUUGCUGAGCCGGACGGCGGAGCAGGAAACGUUUCUGGAGUCCCUGUCCGACAUGCUGGGGCAUGAUGGUGACGUCUCGGAGCUGGUGCAGAAUGCACCGGCCGAGGUGCGUGGUGACAGAUAUUGCAUGCUGGCGGUCGUCGCGUGGACCUACAGCUAUCCCGUUUUGGAGUUCGCAAGUGAAGAGCUGCGAGCCGAGAGAGAGUUCAUCUUGCAAUGUGUGACCAUCUACGCCCGGUGCUUGCGGUGCAUAGGAGAGCACUUGGUCGGCGACAGGGCGUUCAUGGAGGAAGCCAUCCGCCGGUCGCCAUUUGCCUUGGGGUAUGUGAGUGAGGACCUCAAGAACGAAGAGGCUUUGGUGCGGUUGGCUAUCCGCGGAGAACCUUCUGCCCUGGGUUCAGCAGCACCUCGGUUCAGGGACAUGAAGGAACUGGUCUUACCAUGUGUUGCGGCCAACGGCUACACCCUCCGAGACAUGAGCGACAGGAUGAAGAGCGACCGAGAAGUAGUGCUUGCAGCGGUGCGCCAGUGUCCACACGCAAUUCAGUACGCCCCACCUGACCUGCAAGCAGAUCCCGAAGUCCAGCAGCCCAAGCGGAAGGCAGGCUAUUUUUCGUUGGAGCAGAUCACCUAG